This is a messenger RNA of Zasmidium cellare ATCC 36951, 1566 nucleotides long. RefSeq lists its product as uncharacterized. Bases 1 to 1566 code for a protein of 521 amino acids. Gene Ontology annotation, cellular component: plasma membrane. The transcript has 3 exons. Gene Ontology annotation, biological process: copper ion import; intracellular iron ion homeostasis; iron ion transport. NCBI's taxonomy places the organism in Eukaryota, Fungi, Ascomycota, Dothideomycetes, Mycosphaerellales, Mycosphaerellaceae. Gene Ontology annotation, molecular function: ferric-chelate reductase activity. The record is from RefSeq and is a predicted model, not a curated record.
AUGGAUCCUGCAAUCUACUUCAGUAUCGCAUUCCUAACCUCUCUCUGCAUCAUCUGGCUAUGUUUGCAAUUAUUUGGACUCGCUACCCAUGUAUGGGGCCCAAUAGAGCGUUGGCUUCGAAGGCAUAUCAUUCUGCCACAAGUUCUUGACGGCCAAUAUUUGUUCAAUCCCACCCGCAUAGAGGUCAUUUGCUAUGUACUUCACUGGACAUGUAUGGUUGUAUUCAACACAUACAAGGUCUCGAAUGAACGUGAAGCUGCUUCUAGGGCGGCCUACGCGACAAUCGCCCAUCUCCUUCCUCUUGUCUGUUCGGGCCAAUUGAGCUUCGUCUCUUACAGCUUCGGGAUUUCGGGAUCUGUAGGCCUUAGCUUCCAUGAAGCCUUUGGUUGGAUGGCCGCCGUGCAAGGAGCUGUGCACAGUAUAAUCGAACUACAGGACAAAGGUCAUUGGACCGUGCAGACGAAGGCUGGCCUUGUGGCACUCUGCAGUCUCUUAGCGUUAUCGUGUCUGCCAUUUGCAAGGAGCCUUGCGUACGAGAUAUUUCUUGUUACGCACCAAUUGCUAGUUAUCACCUUCGCACUAGCUCUAUGGCUUCAUGUCCAACCUCUGAAUAACAUAGUCCGGCGGCUAUGUUUCAUUGCAUUGCUUCUGUUCAUUGCGACUUCAUGCUACAGAUAUGCGAGGCAAAUUUACGGAAACUUUGUCCCUAUUCGCAAACGAAUGAGACUCAUCGAAAUUGAAGAAGUCCGAAAGCAAGAUGACUCCUUAAUCCUUGGACUACAUUUGCCAAGGAGCUGGAGAAUCCGCCCUGGCCAGCAUUUGUACCUUACUGUUCUUGUCUUCAGGAGUGGAUCGAUACUGCAGAGACAUCCUUUCACUGUCACAUGGUGGAAUGCGUCACAGGAACCUCGAAUGUACUUAAUGAUCCGUGCGCAACGAGGAUGGACAAAGAGUAUAUUGGAUCGCCCCGAUCUUCUUAAGUCUCGGAAGGUGUGGCUAGACGGCCCAUACGGAAUGCCAGUAUGCCUCGAAAACUACGGAACGGUCAUUCUCUUCGCGUCAGGAGAUGGUAUCUUUGCGCAGUUGCCGUGUCUGAAGGCGGUCACAGAGGCAUGCAAAAUAUCAAGAGCAAGAACCAGGAGAAUCAAGCUUAUCUGGCUGACGAAUGAGUUCAACGAACAGCUACGGGAAUGGAUUCAGACUAUCCUCGAUGACGAAGACCUACACCCAGAUCUUCUGGAUUUAUGCAUCCACGAACCAAACACCCAAAUGUCUUCCAAGGUCGAAAGUCGUGGGAGAAGAGUGAAAAUAGUCCAUGAUGUACCGAAUGUGAGGAGAUACUUGCAAUCAGAGCUUAACCAUCCGGAGACUGAGAUAGCGGUCACUGGUGAGUCUCGGCAUAACCACUACUCGGCCAUUGCUGACGAGAUAGUCUCUGCAUACCCAGUGCUGCGCCAAAGCGUGCGAAACGAAGUUCUUAAAAUCAACAAAUUCCAGAUGCGGCUCUUUGAGUUGGACUACCAACCGAAUGAUAAAGAUCAGUACGAUAGUGGUAUCUCCGCUUGA